AUGAUAAAAUCUUAUGAACAUAUUAACGGUCUUCCAAAUGGCAAUGAAAUGAUUUAUGAUUUUAGUGUGGAGGGUCAAUUCACAGGCUACUCUGGAAAAUUCACCGACAGUUUCAUGAUAAAUCACGUGUUAACGAUUAGUGAACUUUUAAUGGUUGCAGAUGUUUCCGUUACAAUAAAAGAUGGUAUUAGGUUUGAAAAGAGAAAUAAACCCAAAGUUAAUAUAAAUUCCGAGCCUACUCAUCUAAAACAUCUUGAUCGUAUCGAUCAAAAAAACUUUCCACUAGACGGAAAAUAUUCAUACCCCUCUAGCUCUGGCAAAGGAGUGAAUGUUUACAUAAUUGACACAGCUAAAUUCAAUGCUGUUUUUUGUGAUGGGUGUCCAUUAUUAGAUGAUCAUGGUCAUGGUACAAUGAUUGCCGGUAUUAUUGGUGGCCAUUUCUAUGGUGUCGCAAAAAAAACAAAUUUAAUUGGUGUCAAAGUAUUAAAUGCUACAGGUUCUGGCACAGCGGUAGACUUUCUUAACGCACUUAGCUAUGUUAUUCAUCAACAUGUAAAGUCCGAGAAUAAGAAAACGGUGAUCAACUUGUCCUUUGGUUUUGAAAGUAAAAUGGAAGCCGUUAAUAUGUUGGUUGAAAAGGCCAUAGGUCUUGGUAUAAACAUUGUUGUAGCUGCUGGAAAUGAAGCAAAUGAUGCUUGUGGUUCAUCUCCACCCUUGGUUCCAGAUGCCAUAACCGUUGGCGCCACUGAACUUAUAAAUAAUCACAUUGCAAAUUUUUCUGAUUUUGGUCCUUGUGUUGAUAUAUUUGCUCCUGGAGUAGAUAUAGAAUCAACUGGACCAGAUUCUCCGGUAGAUACUCUAAUUAAAAGUGGAACAAGUUUUUCUGCCCCAAUUGUUACUGGUGCCGUUGCUUUGUUACUCGGUGAGAAAUAUUUGUCUACUGAUGAAGUAACCAAAGAACUUAUUAAAAUUUCUACGAAAAAUGUUGUCAAAGGUCUUGAAAAUUUACCAGAAACUCCCAAUAGAUUUUUACGCGUUCCCUAUCCCUGA
Messenger RNA from Funneliformis mosseae, 1050 nucleotides. Lineage: Eukaryota; Fungi; Glomeromycota; Glomeromycetes; Glomerales; Glomeraceae. The record is from the annotation of a GenBank genome assembly.